GCUUCCACCAACGAAAUGCGAAUGAUUUUUAGACACUUUAUUUUUAUUUUGCUGUUAGCUGCAUUGUCAGCAGGUGAAAAAUACAAAUUAAAAGAACUAGAUUUUGAUUUUGUAAAAAAUGAGAAACCGGUUCGAAUAUUUACAGACUCUCAGCUGAAAGAAUACGAUGGAUCUGAUGCAUCUAAACCUCUGUAUAUGGCUAUUAAAGGAGUUGUCUUUGAUGUCAGCAGUGGUGAAGACUUUUAUGGGAAAGGCUCCCCAUAUAAUGCCUUAAUUGGCAUAGAUUCCACUCGUGCAGUGGCCAAGAUGUCACUUGAUGAACCAGAUUUAAAUAAUGAUCUUACUGGUCUGACUGAUGACGAGUUGAAGGCGUUGGAUGAGGUGUUUGAGCAGACCUACAAAGCCAAGUACCCAAUAGCUGGCUACAUGGAUUACGUUCUCGAAAAGUAUCCUGAAAAACUUAAGCAGCGGGAAGAUUUGUAGCUGAUUAUAAAUGAUAUUCUCUGUUUAUUUACUGUUUCUAGUCUCAACACUUAUAAUUUUUUUAAAGCAAUGUUAAUAUAUUUUUUAAAGUAACAUUAAUGUUGAGUAUACAUUAAUAAGUUUGGACUUUAUUCUGUUUGGUAUUUUUAUCUCUGUUAAGUUACUAUUACAUGGAUUGCAAAAGGUUGACGAAAAUUGUAAUUACAUAUACUUUUUAAAGUAAUGUUAAUGUUGAAAUACUUUAUGAACAACAAAUUAUAUUUCUAUUUAAGUUACUUUUACUUGUAUUGCAAAAUGUUGUGGAAAAUUGUAUGGUUUACUAUUAUUGUACCAUGCUUAGGUUGUUUUCCGAUUGAGAAAAGUAUGCAACAAAACUGUAUAACCACAUGUUACCAAGCACAAAAAGGUCAGCAGUUAUUUCAAACUCUGCAAGGCUCAAUGUUUUUUGACACUGAUUCAAUCUUUUGUAUGUAAUGUUUUUGGUUAUUCAUAAUGUUACACAUUCAUAAAACUUCUGGUGUAUCUGUUAUUUGUUUGGGAAAAUUUAAUAAGAUUAAGUGUCAUAAAUUCAAAACUUUAAUUUUAAAAAAAAUACUUUGAUGUGGAAAUAUAAGUAUUUCAUAUAGAUUUGUUUAAAAAAUGUUUUAAAACAAAAACAAAUUUUCACUGAAACUUUCUGAUGCAUUUCAAAUAAAUUGUACAAGCAAAUAAAAAAAAAAUUAACAUUUAGUUAUAUAUGUGUAUAACAAGUAUGAAAUGUGUGAAUUUGACUGUUCAUUGAACUCUGUGAUGGUUUUGUCACAGCAGUAAAUUAUCUGAUUAAAUCAGUUUUAUAAUGUAAUAACACAUAAUACAAGUGACAUGACACAAGUUUACCAUCAUAAAGCAACAUUUUGGUAUCAGAUAAUAUUGUGUUUUGUUGUAAUUAUACAUUUUAUUUGUAAUAGACAUUUUAAUUGUAUUAAGCAUUUUAAUUGUAUGUUAUUUACUCAGUAUGCUAUUUACUUAUUUACUGGUCUUAUUAAUACUUAUUGGGAUUUAUUGUGUAUUUGUUUUUGUUAAGUACCGGUAUGCAUUAUUCAAAAUAGGAUAUUGUUUUGCUCUUUUAUUAUUGGCAUUAAAUAGUUUGUUUUUAUAGGCAGUUAAAUAUAUAAUUAUGCCUUUUGUUCAGUUCUGUAGUUCUGUACUUAAAUUUUAAAUAUACUGAUCUCCACUGAAAACACACCAGUCAGAUUUCUAGUUGUAAAAAAGAUAUGAGAAAAAAAGAGAAAAGGUUUAACUGAUUUUGUGUAAUUGGAUGUAUUCUGGUAGGCAAUAAAUAACCCCCAAAUUGUAUACAAGGGUUAGGAUUAUUAUGUGUUGCAGAGCAACCUCACGUAUGCAAUAAAUAACAACCGAACAUUGAGUGGUGCUUUUUUAAUGGAGUUCAAUAUAUUGAGUAUAUAUAGCCAAAACAUGUCACAUUAACCUUCAAACCUUAUUGCCAAUACUGAAAAUACUUUAAUAUGUGUAUUUUAUUCAUAUCUGUAAAUAAUAAUAUAUUAUUUUGCUUUAAUUACGUUUUUUAAAUUUAUAUUAUUUUAUGAUGGUGAAGGACAUGUUGGAUUUUAUAUGGUGAUGUGGUUGGAGAAAUAGGUACUUUAAAAGUCAAAUAUAUAUUUUUACAGUCCUCAGUACAUUCCUGAUUACUAGUCGGCUGAGAGGAUGACGGUUAAUCACAUUGUCCAGAUGGGUAAUUAACUUGAUGGUAGUUGGUGGACGACUUGUGACAAAAUUAGAACCAGAAUUACCUUCUUUCAGAUGUACAUGUUUCUUAAUUGGUGUGUUUGUGUUGUUGUUUGUCUGACAUUCAUAAGUUUAAGACAUCCAAAACGACAAAAACUAUAGAUGGUUGUGUUAGUUGUGAAAAAAGUUAACACUGUUAUUUUUCUUUUUGUUAAUGUUUUUUUUUUGUCCCCACCGCUCCCAUAUGAUGUAAACGGUCACAUAAAGUAUAAUCAAAAUUUUAUUACUUUUUAUAUGUGCUUUUAUAAUAGCUACUUAUAAAUUCGAGAAACUGAAAUGGAUCAUUUCAAGUUCACAUUUGGAUGGUCUAUCUUAGACUAGCUGUUUCUAUGGAAUUAUAAGUGUGGAGGUGGGUUUGAGCCCUAUAGAGUCCAGAGAUUCGGAGCAUGCUCCCCAUGAAGCUUUGAUCUUUGAAUGGUCUCAAAAAUUAUUUUCUAACAUUAGGAAAAAAAUAAUGGCAUAGUUUCAAAUGAAAAAUGUUUACUUGUUUUUGUGUUUAUUUAAUAGAUGGAAAAAAAAGAGUAAAUUCUAUUUCCCUGAAAUAGUAUGAGGAUGUGGCAUACCUGUGUCUGUCAUUUUCCAUUAUUGUUUGAACUUUAAAAACAAAAAUGAUACUUAUCUUAUUACAACCGAGUAUUACAUGUAUGCAAUACAUAUUUACCUUUUCAUUAUGCAAGAGCUUCAAAUACACAAAUUGAUGCCAAUGUUAUUUUUCAUAUGGCAGGUGUAUGAAGAACCAUUGUCCUAAUUAAAACUGAUUAUUUUUAUAACAGAGUAUGUGUGGAUUUCAUAAAGAUGCUGACCUGUGAUGUCAUGAAUAUACGUACUAGUAUAUGCUAGAUGUUUUACCACCGAUGUGUUAUUAUCAAUUGUUCUCUUGGUGCUGUACUUUUGAAAUAUUUUUAAUACCAUCAAUAUUUGACUGACUUGAGCUUCAAAGGGAUUAUCCUGAGUUUGUAGACAUUUUAAAAUGUUUUCAGCAAAUAAAAUGUUUUUACAUUAUUAAAAUUACAAUUUACUUACAUUUUUGUGUUCAUAAUAUGGACAGCUUUAUAACCAAUGCAUUUCAGAUCAUUGUAAUGUUUUGUAUUAUUUCAGUAUACAUUUUUGUCUACAAUAUUUGUGGUGCAUGAAUUAUUUCUUCCAAUGGUCAAACAAAAUUGUAUAUGACUACGCCAAAGGUCGUCCCAAAUGUAUUUAUCUGUAUGAUGGUUUAUAUUUAAAACAUUAUGGUAAGAUAGUGUUUUAGAAGACAGAACGUGUUUAUUUUGUUGGUUGGGGGGGACAAACAGAAGUCUUGCUAGGGCUGAAAACUCAGGAUAGUCCCUUUAAACUUGGCAUUUUUUAUAUACAGUAAUAAGUGUGUAACACUGAUUUUGUAACUGUUAUGAGGUGAAUGGUAAUAAAAGUUAUUGAAAUUGUAA
Messenger RNA from Gigantopelta aegis, 3692 nucleotides. Its product is annotated as neudesin-like. The transcript is spliced from 4 exons. NCBI's taxonomy places the organism in Eukaryota, Metazoa, Mollusca, Gastropoda, Neomphalida, Peltospiridae. Bases 16 to 483 code for a protein of 155 amino acids. Gene Ontology annotation, cellular component: endomembrane system; membrane. The record is from RefSeq and is a predicted model, not a curated record.